UUAAUUUCUCUAUUCGAUCGUAAUUGCGAUCGAGGAUGUUUAUUGGAAAAAAAAGAAACGAUGUACAAGGAAUUUAAACAUUUUAUUUCCAUUAUAUGCGUCUUAGAAAUAUGCAUUUAAUGUAUUAUUUUAUUUUAUGAUCGAUGAUGAAAUACAGAACAUUGAGGUUAAUGUGGUAGUACAAUUUAUAAUCGAAUGCACUUUUAAAUCAUCAAAUUUCAGAGAACAGUUUGCGGCACAAAGAAAUACGUUUCAAGCAUUUUUUCCCACGGCGAACAGAAGUUGACGUUAAAUCUUAUUAUAUUUAUAUUUUCAGUUUUUGGUCCGUAAAAGAAUGUAAAAUAUUGUUUAAGGGUACAUGUCUAUUAAAACGAUUUCGUUUAAACGAUUUAAUGGAUUUCAAUGAAAUUUAAUAUUCGCGUUUCGUAUUCUUAUCUCAAGAUCUAAUUUAACUUUGAGCAAAAUCCGUGUCUAUGGAUAAAAAUUGUGAAAAAGUUAAAUCUAUUUCUUCUAAUAACGAGAUGAAAUCCGAUUCGUUGCACAGUUAAUAACAUUAAUAACGAUAUCGUAAGUAUUGUCAGUAUGUUGCGUAAGCGUAGCAAUGUAUUUGUCUUUGUUAAAUUUUUAAAAAAGAAAUCUGAUAUCUUUGUUUCUGGUUUUCCAAUUGGUUUGCUGACGCAAUAUAACAGGUUGGCGAGAGUAUUUCGAUAUUAGUUGAAAGUGUGAAAAUAGGUGUACAAGAUUCUUUCAAACGAGAAAUUUUUUAACCUAACUUGAGUGGCACUAUGCAACAAAGAGAAAUAAAUUUUCAUCACGUAGUAUCUGUUUCCGAUAUCGAAUACAUUAACUUUCAAAUUUGUUACACGACAAUGUCGGCACUCCCACUCGUUGAAAAAUUCCCCUUCCAACAAAAUUCUCUUUAUAGUUUGCGUGGAGAGAAUAUUUUUGUUCGAUGAAAGGUGUGUACUGUGUACGGUCAUACGGUGUAUGGCUAUGGCCCCAUACGAGGGACGGGACGACGGUUCUGAUCGUAGCUUAUGGUUGGGAAGUAUGAUUCUUUUAUUAAUUACUGUGUUUCUCGUUCAAACUGAUGUCAGAGUUGAUGCCGAGGAUGCCUAUUAUUUUCCCUGGCAUUAUAAAUGCGAGGGUGGGCUUUGUAAAAAGGAACUAAUCACGGAGGACGUGAAUUCACCGUUUUCGUUGGAAGUAUGCGAAUUAUUUUGCGGCGCAUCCAGUUCGUUAUGGCCGAAACCAACGGGACACCUUUCUUUAAGCAAAGCCAUGGUCCAGCUCGAUCCUGAGAAAAUUUCAAUAGCUGAGACAGAUAAUGGGAAAGAAAUUGGAUAUCUGGUUGCAAGGAAUAUGUUUUUAUUGAGAAAGAGCGCGAAGGAAUGUGGCGGGAAAUUGGCGGAAAGUGGUGGCGCGGGCAUGUUUGUUCGAUUUAAAGGAAUCGUUGAAAGCAGCAAUAUUAAGCUUUCUUUGGACACGGAUGAAAGUUAUACGUUGACUGUUACGCGAGUAGAUGAAACGAUGUUAAAUGUAACGAUAACGGCGAAAUGUUAUUUUGGAGCAAGACACGGCCUGGAAACGUUGCGGCAGCUGAUAGUUUUCGAUGAUUUACGAAAUCAGAUUCAGAUGCCAAGCGAAGUAUCGAUCGCGGAUGGGCCUGUUUAUCCUUACCGCGGACUAUUACUGGAUACAAGUCGUAAUUUCAUCGACAAGUCGAUGAUAAUGGAAACGAUCGAUGGAAUGGCCAUGUCGAAGCUGAAUACUUUACAUUGGCAUAUUAUCGACUCGCACAGUUUUCCGUACGUGAGUAAAAGAUGGCCAAAAUUUUCGGAAUUUGGCUCUUAUACGCUUAAGAAGCGCUACACCGAGAUGGAUGUUAAGGAAAUCGUUGAAUACGGGUUAGUUAACGGCGUUCGGGUAUUGCCGGAAUUCGACGCACCUGGCCAUGUGGGCGAAGGAUGGCAAUGGGUGGAAGACGACGAUGCUGUCGUUUGUUUUAAAGCAGAACCCUGGAGAAAUUAUUGCGUCCAGCCACCUUGCGGUCAACUUAAUCCGACCAGCGAAAAAGUAUACCAACUUCUGGAAGGUAUAUACAAAGACAUGAUGGAAGAUUUUCAACCGGACAUUUUUCAUAUGGGCGGGGAUGAAGUGAAUAUAAAUUGCUGGAAUUCAUCGAGCAGCAUUAAAAAUUGGAUGCAGGCUGCGAAAGGGUGGAAACUAUCAGAGUCGAGUUUCUAUAAGCUCUGGAAUCAUUUCCAAGAAAGGGCGUUGGAAAAAUUGAUUCUAGCUAAUGGAGGGAAACCCAUACCUGUAAUUUUGUGGACCAGCGGUCUGACCAACGCGGAAAAUAUUCAUUAUCUGGACCCGAAUAAAUACAUCGUACAAAUUUGGGUAACCAGAAAAGACACUACUAUCGAUACAUUGUUGCAGAAUAAUUUUAAAGUGAUCUUUUCGAAUUACGACGCUCUUUAUUUAGAUUGCGGAUUUUCGGCAUGGAUAGGCGAAGGUAGCAACUGGUGUGCUCCUUAUAAAGGUUGGCAAAACAUUUACGACAAUUCUCCUUUGAAAAUAAUCAAGUCGCAUCAACUGGAGAGCAAAAGGCACCUCGUAUUGGGCGGUGAAACAGCUCUUUGGACGGAGCAAGCCGAUGGUGCGACGAUCGGUUCGAAAAUCUGGCCGAGAGCUGCAGCUUUUGCCGAAAGAUUAUGGGCGGAGCCAAAUUCGAGUUGGAUUCACGCGGAGCAAAGAAUGCUCCGGCACAGAGAACGAUAUGUAAGAAGAGGAAUCGCAGCGGAAAGUUUGCAACCCGAGUGGUGUUUGCAAAAUCAAGGCCUCUGUUACGCGUAAUUUGCAUUUAAAAUAUUAUUCAACGUUUAAAAAUGAUUAAAAUUUCUUUUUUUUUUAUUUUUACUUUUUUCGAACAAAUAAAUAACUUUCCUUUUC
Colletes gigas is the source of this 2952-nucleotide messenger RNA. RefSeq names its product chitooligosaccharidolytic beta-N-acetylglucosaminidase (gene Hexo1). Lineage: Eukaryota; Metazoa; Arthropoda; Insecta; Hymenoptera; Colletidae. The record is from RefSeq and is a predicted model, not a curated record. The coding region runs from base 988 to 2856 and encodes 622 amino acids. Gene Ontology annotation, cellular component: membrane. Gene Ontology annotation, biological process: ganglioside catabolic process; carbohydrate metabolic process; glycosaminoglycan metabolic process. Gene Ontology annotation, molecular function: beta-N-acetylhexosaminidase activity. The transcript has 6 exons.